Molecule: messenger RNA, 1590 nt
Organism: Cotesia congregata
Lineage: Eukaryota; Metazoa; Arthropoda; Insecta; Hymenoptera; Braconidae
Source: the annotation of a GenBank genome assembly
AUGGAUAAUAAAUCCACUAAACUAAAAAUACGACACUGGAAUGCCAACGGUUUAACACAAAAAAUACCAGAACUAUACGAAUUUAUUAGACAAGAAAGCAUAGAUAUUAUGCUAAUUAAUGAGACUAAAUUUAAUAAAAACUCUAAACUAACUAAAUUCUUAGGCUAUAACUUUAUAAGACAAGACAGACCAGACAGUAUAAACGGAGGAGGACUCUUAAUAAUAGUUAAUAAUACAAUUAAAUUUAGUGAACUACCAACAAAACAACUUAAUACAAUAGAAGCACUAGGCAUAAAACUUGCAAAUAAUAUAGAAAUUUAUUCAGUCUAUGUAAGACCCAAAAAUACAGGUAAAACAAAUAAAAUAGACCCUAACGAACUGAAGCAACUAAUGAUAAACUCUAGAACAAUAUUACUUGGAGAUUUCAACGCAAAACAUACUGACUGGCAUUGCUCAAUUAAAAACACAAACGGUAACAUUUUAACAAAUUUAACAGACAAUAAUCAUUUUGAAAUCCUAGCACCAGAUAGAUACACUCUUUAUCCUACAAAUGGAGGCAAACCAAGUACAGUCGAUUUAGCCUUAUUAAAAAAUAUUUAUCAUGCUGAUAUAGAAACAAUAAAUGAUUUGGACUCUGACCACUUACCACUAAUACUUACUCUUAAUCAAACAAACACUAUAAAACUGGACACUAAAACAGUAUUAAAUUAUAAAAAAGCAAACUGGCAGCAGUUCCGUGAAAUAAUAAACGACUCGAUAAUUAUAAACUCAAACAUUAACUCAAAAGAAAAAAUAGAUAAAUGCAUUAAAAAUCUGACAAAUACAAUAAAUGAUGCAAUAAGCAUCGCCAUUCCAGAAAUCGAAAUCACAGCUAAAAUUAAACCACUACCUGACCACAUAAUACUUUUAAUAAAAAAUAGAAAUAAACUAAGACGACAAUAUCAACGUACAGGAAACAAACUCAUAAAAAUCCAAAAAGAAACACUUGCGCAAAAUAUCAAACAAUUAAUUACUGAACACCGAAACGAUCAAUGGGACAAAAAACUUCAAAAUUUAAAAAACGAAGACAACCUAACAAUUAACAUCAACAAUACAAUUAUAGAACCAAAAACUAACGCCAAGUACUUAGGAGUAAUACUAGACAACAAACUGACAUACGUCUCGCAUAUCAAUAAAGCAUGUUCUAACGCAAAAAGUAUAAAGCAUAUACUAUAUCCACUCAUUGGACACAGAAGUAAGCUGAGUAUUAAAAAUAAACUCAUACUUUAUAAAAGCAUGAUUAAACCAAUACUAUUAUACGCGGCUCCAAUCUGGAGUAGUGCAUCUAACAUUAACAUAAAUAAAAUCAAAACAAUUGAAAAUAAGAUACUAAGAAUGAUUAGCAAUGCUCGACUUUAUGAGCGGAAUGACAGCAUCAAAUCCAGACUUAACAUAGAUGAAAUCUAUAAUGACAUUCACAAACGUACGCAGGACUUCUACAACAACAGAACCAAAAAUUUAGAAAUACUACAAGACGUUGGCAUCUUUAAUAAAGACACUGCCCCAUUUAAAAUUAAACACAAACUCCCGAAUCACAUACUCAUUAAUUGA